ACAACCCUGACAAUAUGAACUUCAACUUCAACGGAGAACAUUAUUUUCUAUCCUCUUUAGACGGUCUCAUUGGUUGCUUCCAACUGAAAGAUACAAACAUAUUCGUUUGUAAAAAUAAUUGAAAUCAAAGUAGGAAAAUGGCAUACGACGCUGCUCACGAUGAUGGACCAGGGUUUGUCGGCAUUCGUUUUUGCCAAGAAUGCAAUAACAUGUUAUACCCAAAAGAAGACAAGGAAAACAAAGUUCUAUUGUAUGCGUGCCGGAAUUGUGACUACAAACAAGAAGCAGAUUCCAACUGUAUUUACGUGAACAAAAUUAUGCACGAAAUCGAUGAAUUAACCCAUAUUGUUCCGGAUGUGAUAUCAGAUCCAACUCUCCCGCGGACAGAGGAACAUGCAUGUCCCAAAUGUUCGCAUCGAGAGGCAGUAUUUUUUCAGGCCCAAACCCGACGAGCUGAAGAAGAAAUGAGACUUUACUAUGUCUGUACAAAUCCAAACUGCUGUCAUCGUUGGACCGAGUAAAUUAUUAUGAAUGUUCAA
Messenger RNA from Malaya genurostris, 539 nucleotides. RefSeq names its product DNA-directed RNA polymerase II subunit RPB9 (gene RpII15). The transcript has 3 exons. Gene Ontology annotation, biological process: transcription-coupled nucleotide-excision repair; transcription initiation at RNA polymerase II promoter; DNA-templated transcription. Lineage: Eukaryota; Metazoa; Arthropoda; Insecta; Diptera; Culicidae. Gene Ontology annotation, molecular function: nucleic acid binding; zinc ion binding; DNA-directed RNA polymerase activity. Gene Ontology annotation, cellular component: RNA polymerase II, core complex. The record is from RefSeq and is a predicted model, not a curated record. Bases 138 to 521 code for a protein of 127 amino acids.